AUGACUUACAACUUGUUUUCUUUCAUUCCAUACGAAUACUAUUUACGUAUUCUUUCCCUUUGCACAAUUUUGGGUUUCAUUACCCUAAUUCAAUCGUCUUAUAUCUAUCUAUCUAUCUAUCUAUCUAUCUAUAUAUAUAUAUAUAUAUAUAUAUAUAUAUUCAUGUCAAUCUGUUAUCUAUAUCUAUCUAUCUAUCUCAUUCUUAUAGCUACUUCAAUCGUCUUAUAUCUAUCUCUAUCUAUUCUAUCUAUCUCUGUCUCAUCUAUCUAUCUAUCUCAUUCCGUUCACAUCUAUCUAUCUAUCUAUCUAUCUUCCGUUCAUCUAUCUAUCUCUAUCUUAUUCCGUUCACAUCUAUUCAUAUCUAUCUAUCUAACCUAUCUAUCUAUCAUCUAUCUAUCCUAUAUCUCAUCAAUUUCAAUUUCAGACUAUUCAUAUCUAUCUGUCUCAGUUUAUAUAUAUCAAUUUCAGUCUGUUCAUAACUAUCUAUCUAUAUCUAUCUAUCUAUAUCUAUCUAUCUAUCUAUCUAUCUAUCUAUCUCAUCUAUCUAUCUUUUGGACUCUAUCUAUCUCUCAGUCUAUAUCUAUCCUGUUCACUAUCUCAUCUAUCUAUCUCAUUUCCGUUCAUAUCUAUCUAUCUAUCUAUCUCAUCCAUCUAUCUAUCAUCAUCUGUCUCAGCCAAUUUCAUAUCUAUCAAUUUCAGACUAUUCAUCUAUCUAUCUGUCUAUCUAUCUCAGUUUAUCAAUUUCAGACUAUUCAUAUCUAUCUGUCUCAGUCUAUAUCUAUCAAUUUCAGUCUGUUCAUAACUACCUAUCUAUCUAUCUAUCUAUCUAUCUAUCUAUCUAUCUAUCUAUCUAUCUAUCUCAGCCUAUAUCUAUCAAUUUCAGACUAUUCAUAUCUAUCUGUCUCAGUCUAUAUCUAUCAAUUUCAGUCUGUUCAUAACUACCUAUCUAUCUAUCUAUCUAUCUAUCUAUCUAUCUAUCUCACACUGGCCAUAUCCAUCUAA
Acanthosepion pharaonis is the source of this 1002-nucleotide messenger RNA. Lineage: Eukaryota; Metazoa; Mollusca; Cephalopoda; Sepiida; Sepiidae. The record is from the annotation of a GenBank genome assembly.